UCUUUUUUUGCCUAAUGUUUGAAAUAUGUUUUAUAAACAAACCCCUGAUGAAAAGAACUCCUAGUAAUGAAUUCAAUGGGAUUUAUUUUAUAAAUAUGGCCAUAUUUGGGAUGAGCAGGUUCCUUUCUUAAGGCUAUAAUUGAACAUUUUGGUCACUACUUCAAUUCCCUUAUUUUUGUGUCAUUUUUACCAUUUUGGUGUCUUAUUCUCCUAUCGUUUAGAAAGUUGUAAUAAGAAAGAAUAAAUAUAUGCAUUCAACCUAUUAUGUAAAUAUUUAACCUAUUAUGAUUAAUCAUUCAAAAACACAAGUGUGUUGUUUAAAAAUCGAAAGUUUAGUUUUUUAUGGAAUUUUACACGAAAGGAAUUUCUUGAUGCGCCAUCUAGCGGUGAUGUCGUGCUGCUGCUGAAAAUAUAUUCUCACAUUCUGGUCUAUUAAUACCAAGAAGCCACCGUGUGUCAGGUCACGCUUCGUUCAUGAAAGGACAUGCGGUCGUUUUUAUGAACAGAAAUUAUGAUCAAUUGUGAGCACUAUCUAUCUCAGAUAUCCAGUUUUUGGGGGAUAAAUUAUUAUAUUCUUAAAGUACAGCCUGCACAACAACAUAGGAAUUUAAAGUCCCCAGUUACACCACUCUGAGACACUACCACACUCCUGUUGGAAUGUCCCGGGACACCUUUGCCUUCACCUCUGCCUCUCUGCGCUCUUUAAGGCUGGAACAAGAGCUUCAGGAUUGGGAGGAUGCCAGACGGGCACUGGCACACAGGAGAGCCAUGACCAGACCACCGCUUCCUGCCGCCCCCAGACUCCGGCAUGGAAAUGAGAGGAUCCAGACCAUCCGUGCACCUCCACCUCAAAUACAGUGCAGAGAUCCAGCCAUCCAUAACAUCUUCAUGUGUGGAGACAUGAAGAGAGUGUACGCUGUGCUUAGAGACCCAGGCAUGGUCAACGCAUUGAUGGAGACAGUUCAUGAAGAGAUGGCGUGGGCCCCGGAGAUGGGAAUGUGGACUCUUAUCUCAAAGGUGAAGCAGACAUCUGCACUGCGUCUAGCUGCCAGCAGGGGGCACUCUGGCUGUGUUGAGGAACUGCUGUUUAGGGGAGUUGAGGUGAAUGCAGACCCAGGUGGGCGAACAGCUUUACACGACGGUUGCUCGGGUGGCCAUCAUGUCUGCGUGCACCUGCUCCUGGACCACGGGGCCGACCCAGACGUGCUGUCUGUUGAUGGCAAUGCCCCGUUGCACCUCUGCAAUGCAGUGGAAACAUAUCAGUGUGCAGAGCACUUGGUGACCAAUGGUGCGCUUGUAAAUGUGACCCAGAAGGACACAUGUAUCACCCCCCUUCAUGUGGCCUGCAGAAGAGGGCUGGAGGACCACGUCGAGCUCUACUUGUCUUACGGAGGGGACGUGAUGGCUCAGAGCCAAGAAGGUGAAACGCCCCUAAAUGCUGCCUGUGCCGGGGCAGAAAGGCCAGCAGAUGCAGGGCGGUACCUGCGUAUUGUCCAGAGACUGUUGGCGGCUGGGGCUAACGCACAGACUGCCGGAAAAAAGAAGCACACGGCCCUGCAUAACGCCUGUGGAAACUGUUCUCCACGGAUAGUUGAAAUACUGCUAAAACACGGGGCCCAAGCAGAUGUAGCUAACUGUGCUGGAUACACACCCAUGGACUGCCUGCUGCAGGUAAUAGAGGAUUACCCAGACCAGCAGCCAAACCUUGUAGCUCGAUUGCUUCUCAACUAUGGAGCACAGCCUGCUUCAACUAGAAUGCUGAAACUCUGCCUUCUCUCUCCUGACGCUCUGGAGGUGAUGCUGAAUUGUUAUGCAGUGGUGCCAGCAUGUGAUGAGUGGUUUGAGGACAUCCCUGAGGAACUACAAAAGGAACAUCAGUGUUUUUUGGACACGGUCAGACAAAUGAGCGGUCAGCCGCGCUCUCUUCAGCACCUGUGCCGCUGUGCGCUCCGCCGCCACCUGGGGUCGCUGUGUCACUUUUCUAUACAACACCUUGACAUCCCCUGCGCUUUAAAAGAUUAUCUGCUGCUGCAAAAUGAUGGACAACUCCGGUGAAAGAAAUGUGAUUUACCUCAAAUACUUUUCUAAACAAGCUAUCAUAUCAUCACAUGCAAAGAUGUCCCAUGCGUUGCAAUGUUGUUAUUUUGCUGUUUGAUUCAAGUAGUGGUCGCUGCAGCCCGGAGAACGGCAGGUGGGAGGAGUAAACGCCAUACACUGCAUGUGGGAGGAGCUUAGCCCGCUAGAGUCAGUAAUGAAACACUAUAUAAGAAAUUACAUUUUCAUCUGUGUUUAAAGUUUUGUUUUAUCACAAAUGCAUCAAAUUAAUAUACAAUAAUACGAGUUCAUUGCAACGAGAAGUUAUGGCCAGCAUGGCAUAAUAAAACUUUCAAAAAAUAAACAUUCAGCAACCACAAUUUCUCCAAACCACUGCGGGCGCUGCAGUUUCUAUUUACGUUACCAAUUAUCAAACUGAUUAUUCACUGCUGUUCUGACAUUGUGUGUUACCAUCAGAUUGUGCUGCCACUUCAGUGAGUUAGGUUUUGGGGAGGGCUAAGUCUUGUAUUUUUAUACAAAAUAUUCCAAGCCACCAACUGUUGUAUGUGGAUAUUGAGAUAUGCCCAGCAGGGGGCAGUAAUUGUGUUUUAGGCAUUGUUAAAGGCUGUGAAGAAGCGUAAGUGUGUUGCGCCAUUGAAUGCUUUUGUGUGCAUGUCUGAAACUGUGAUGGGUCCUCAAUAAAGUGACCAUCAUGGCC
This is a messenger RNA of Triplophysa dalaica, 2752 nucleotides long. It is a transcript of the gene asb16, whose product is annotated as ankyrin repeat and SOCS box containing 16. Gene Ontology annotation, biological process: intracellular signal transduction; positive regulation of transcription by RNA polymerase II. Gene Ontology annotation, molecular function: protein binding; transcription cis-regulatory region binding. The record is from RefSeq and is a predicted model, not a curated record. Gene Ontology annotation, cellular component: nucleus. Lineage: Eukaryota; Metazoa; Chordata; Actinopteri; Cypriniformes; Nemacheilidae. The coding region runs from base 658 to 2055 and encodes 465 amino acids. The transcript has 7 exons.